Molecule: messenger RNA, 946 nt
Organism: Alnus glutinosa
Lineage: Eukaryota; Viridiplantae; Streptophyta; Magnoliopsida; Fagales; Betulaceae
Exons: 2
Coding region: 1-834 (277 amino acids)
Source: RefSeq, a predicted model, not a curated record
AUGUUGAUUAUUUCUAACAGUACUAUAUCUCCUCCAUCUUCUGCAAGUCCUCUUCCAACAUGUGAAGCUAGCACUUCCAACCUUGUUACAUGUGCACCUGUGACCUCUCCAAUUGAAGUUGUGCCUGUCAACUCCCCAUCAGACUGUCCUUCUUCACCUACGGAUAUAGCUUCCCCUUCAGACUGUCCUACACCUACAUAUAUAGCUAUCGAUAUAGCUGCUGUUGAGAUUGCCAUUUCUGCACCAUCCUUACCCGAGACUGAUGAGUCUCUUCUCACCUUGCCGCCAGUGCUAUUUCACUCCCCUUUCCCUCAUAUUGUCACCCGGUCUAAAACUGGCAGUCUUAAGUCAAAAGAGUUUCCAGACUAUCACCUUUACUACUCUACUCGACAUCCUCUUAAAGCUAUGACUGUCACCUCUCUCCCGAGUGAGCCCAUUCACUUUGCCAAAGCAUGUUCUGAUUCUAACUGGAUGGCUGCCAUGGAAAGUGAAUAUCAAGCUCUUCUAGAUAACAAAACUUGGUUCCUCUGUCCAAGACCGAGCAAUAGGAAUGUUAUUCAUAACAAGUGGGUAUUCAAGCUCAAGCAGAAACCGGAUGGCUCUAUAGAAAGUAUAACUGGCCCAUCAAACAACUUGAUGUUUCCAAUGCUUUUUUGCAUGGAUAUUUCACUGAAGAGGUCUCUAUGGAACAGCCCCAAGGAUUUGUUGACAAGAAUCAACCUGAUGCUGUAUGUCGUCUACAAAAGGCUUUGUAUGGCCUUAAGCAAGCUCCAAGAGCCUAGUUUCAUCGUCUCACACAAGCUCUCCUUGACCUUGGUUUUGUUGGAUCUCUAGUAGAUACUUCUUUGUUUAUUUUACAUAAACCUCCAGUCCAUAUAUUUAUUCUCAUAUAUGUGGAUGAUAUUAUUAUCACUGGCACUCAUUUGUCCACCAUUAAUGCACUUAU